Messenger RNA from Stylophora pistillata, 584 nucleotides. Its product is annotated as RING finger and CHY zinc finger domain-containing protein 1. Gene Ontology annotation, cellular component: nucleus. Gene Ontology annotation, biological process: protein ubiquitination; ubiquitin-dependent protein catabolic process. Lineage: Eukaryota; Metazoa; Cnidaria; Anthozoa; Scleractinia; Pocilloporidae. Gene Ontology annotation, molecular function: zinc ion binding; ubiquitin protein ligase activity. The record is from RefSeq and is a predicted model, not a curated record.
CAUUUUAGUUUCAGUUCAGUUUCCAAUCUCGAUCGUUCAUGAAAUCUUAUAGGGAAAUCUUUCGCUAUGUCUUCUGGCUGUGUUCACUACAUCAGACGCUGUUCUUUAUUGGCUCCUUGCUGUAAAAAAUACUACAACUGCAGGUUGUGUCAUAAUGAUAAAGAAGAUCAUGAACUCGACAGAAGUACUGUGGAAGCUCUUAAGUGCCUUCAGUGUGAUUCUUCCCAAGAGGUCAAUUCCCAUUGUAAAAACUGUGGAAUAAAAUUUGGACGAUACUAUUGCGAGAUCUGUCGCUUGUUUGAUGAUACAGAGAAGGGGCAGUUUCAUUGCAGUGGUUGUGGAAUUUGCAGGGUAGGUGGGGUAGAGAACUUCUUCCACUGUGAUCGUUGUGACAUGUGCCUUGGAAUUCAACUGAAGGACUCACAUAAGUGCGUUGAAAAGAGUUCUCGGUCCGAUUGUCCCAUUUGCUAUGAGGAUAUUCACACCUCAAGAAUACCAUCUCAUGUACCCCCGUGUGGGCAUCUACUUCACAGCUCUUGCUUCACCAAGUUGCUGGAGUCAGGGUACGUAGCUUUCUUUUUUUU